This is a messenger RNA of Cordyceps militaris CM01, 1455 nucleotides long. Its product is annotated as HLH transcription factor (Hpa3), putative. Gene Ontology annotation, molecular function: protein dimerization activity; DNA-binding transcription factor activity. The transcript is spliced from 3 exons. NCBI's taxonomy places the organism in Eukaryota, Fungi, Ascomycota, Sordariomycetes, Hypocreales, Cordycipitaceae. Bases 1 to 1455 code for a protein of 484 amino acids. The record is from RefSeq and is a predicted model, not a curated record. Gene Ontology annotation, biological process: positive regulation of transcription by RNA polymerase II. Gene Ontology annotation, cellular component: RNA polymerase II transcription regulator complex.
AUGCCUGCCGCGGCCCAGAGACCGGCCAAUGCGGCUGGUCUGACCAAUAUUCUCAACCAAGAUGAGCCACCUGCCCAAAGUGCGCCGCCUCCUCAGCUGCGUGACUCUGGCUUUUACUCAACCGCCGAGGCGUCCAGCAAGCACAACUCUGGUGCUUCCUUCAAUGCUGCUGGUCUCAGCCCUGCCGCAUCUGGUUAUCAAUCUUCUACCGCCGACAAGACGCCCUCGCCAAUCGCCGCAAACACCCUCCCUCACCCGCAGCUGUCACCCGCCUCUGCCGCCAACAUGAGCGUCGCCGCCAUGGUAUCCCCCACGUCCUCGGUCGCCGUCGACCGCCGCUAUGAGCGUCCCGGCUCCCACGAGUUCCCUGGCCACUUGGGCGACAACCUCGGCCCUGCCUCCAAUAUGCGCCGCGAGAGCGUCGACAGCAGAAUCAACCAAGGCAUCAGCGACAUGCGACUUGGUGGAUCACCAUACACUAGCAAUAACCAGUCCACGAGCUCUAUUCAGAGCACCCUACAUAACCAGCGCAAUCCGCGCGCUGGCAUGGACAGCUACGCCGCCCAUAGAAUAUCCAAUGGCUACCAGCCCAGCAACGACCGAAACCCGGAGAACAAGACGGGCCGCACCGCCCCAGCUAUCACCGGUCCUGCCACCAGCAACAUUGCCCGUGCUGCCGAGCCAACCAAGGGUCAGGCGUGGGCUUUCCCCGAGGAAGAGAUUAAGCGUGUUAGCCACUAUGACGAGUCGAGGAGAAGUAGUGUUACCGACUCUGUUGCGAGUAGCCAGUUCACGACCGAGUCACGUCUACCUUCGGGCCAACGCCGUUUAGAGGACAGCAGCGAAUUCGCUCGCUUGUCGGUACACUCGUCUGAGUUCCCGUCUGUUCACCACCAUACCAUGCAGCACAAGCAGCUCAGUGACCUACAAGCCGAGGAGGGUGCUGGUGGCCCCGGAGCUCAGCCAUAUAGCCGCACGCCGGAGCUGCGUGUCAGUCACAAACUGGCCGAACGCAAGCGCCGCACUGAAAUGAAGGAGCUCUUUGACCAGUUGAGAGACUUAAUGCCCCAGGAGCGCGGGUCAAAGGCAUCCAAGUGGGAGAUUCUAACCAAAGCCAUUACCGAAUAUCAGAGACAGACGGACCAUGUUCGUGCUCUUCAAACACACUACAACAAUGCUGUCUCUGACAAUGAGCUUCUCCGACGCGAGCUUCAAAAUGUCAAGAUGGAGCUGGCGCAAGCGCGUGGUGAAGGCCACGCACCCCCACCUGCCCAAUCCCAGAGCCACGCCGCCCCCGUCCACCCGUUCCCGCCGGAGCAAUACCAAUCGACCUCGGGCGGAACCGAGCUUCCCCCGCUGCGGUCCAUCAACAACGGCAUGUCCAAUGGCCCUGAUUCGAUGACGGGUGUCCAGUACGACGCUCCAAGAGCCAACGGCUACCGCGAGCGAUACUAA